AGUUUUAUCGAACGUUUCUUCGCGGUUGGUUAGGCGUAUGUUACGGGUCCGGUCAGAUGCCGGGUCAUCUCUCUCUCUUUCUCGUCACUUUUCCACCCCCGUCGCAAAAACAGAAAGAAAAACCCUCCCCAAAACGGUCCAUCCGAUCGGAUCGGUGUGUUCGGUGCCGUUUUUGCCGACACAGCUUCUGCCGGGUUCUGCCGUGUUCUGUUCCGGCACUGAUUGGUGUUUUUUUCGGUUCCCGCAGUACGCACGGGCACACAAAAAUCGAAACAUAACAAAUAAAAAUAUCACGCAUUCGCUAAGCGCCCUUUAUUCCAGCUAAACUUGGGCAAUAAUCAUCAUUGGCGUAGUGUGUGUAGGAAAAAUAUAAAAGUGACCUCGUUCUGGUAGUGACCCUUGGAAUGUAGCAGAUCGUCCCACAGGGAAUUCCAAGUGCCGGCAAUAAGUUAGUGUAAUGAGUGGGCCGAUCUAGUGAUGAUUUUAUGAUUGAGUAUCAUGCAAAGUGAUCGUGUGCGUGUGAAUGUAUGAGAGUGAAAUGGUGAAAAAUUUUCACCGGUGAGCCACGAGUGAGUGAGCGCGAAUCAUCGAAGUGAUCGCGCGUGUUGCAGUGCAAAAAGGUGAAACAAAGUAGGCGCAAAAACCGCACUCAAAAAGUCACGUCAAACAAGCUUCGUUCCGUGUUUCGUGCUGGUGGCGUGGUCGGUUGUGCCUGUUCGAGCUGGUUUCGGGCAAAAUCUUUGGAAGUUGCGGAAGUGCGUCACCGUGCUCCUCACGUUUACGGAUUGUUGUACGAAGCAAUCGGAAUCAUUGCGGCGAUCUUUAACGUAACGGCGCACUGGCACGCGUGUAUGCCAUUUUCUUCUCACCGGUGAUGGUGCGGUGAUUUUUCCUACCUCGGUUUGCUCUUUCUGACAACAUACCACAGUACCGUCUGGAGCUAGAGCAACCCGAAGCACCCGACAAAACAACCCGGCGUUGCCGGGUGAGAGUGUCCGGCCAAACGGUUCCGAUCGAUGUUCCGAAUUUGAGUCCGUACCGCAGACCCCGCAUACCGUAAUGACACAAAAUGCAACAUCGCCUAAAAUAUGACCAGCAAACCGCAACCAGACAAAUUGGGAAGGAACAUGAAGGCGCUGCCAUCGGCUAUGUGGAACAGAGCAAUACCGGAAAAUGAUUACAUCCAGCUCGGGACUUUACGCUACGGAGUACGUCUAUCCAAUACUGGACUGCUGGAUGGCGGGAAACCGGGCCACGUGACCGAUUUGAACGAAGGCAAUUCCCGCGCGUCUGUCAAUUCCUACGAGAUCGCGAACGGUGACAACAGUGUACACAGCGUCGGCGGAACGAGCAGCAUUAGCAGCAAUGGAGAGAACCCGAACUGCUGCUGCAUCGGAACAGGCGGUGUGGAAAUGCCCUGGACUAAUAGUAGCUACGGCCGUACCAAACUGCCAGUUCCUAGUAGCUUAACUAAGAAUAGAAAAUCAUCUCCCUUCGCAUCGACAACGGUCGGUUCGCCCGGAGCGGAGGGCCAACAGCAGCUGCCGAGGUAUCCAAUGUUGGCGCCUGGUCGGACCAACAACAACGGGACCCAUUUCAGUCAGUUAGCGCAAUCGCACGACCACGGAAGUGACGGUUACACUGGUGGUGCCGAACUGUUGGUUGACUCGAGCUACAGGAACGGCGUCACUAACAACAACGGCAGCAGCAGUAGCAGAGGUGAUAGUGAUCACAGCAACUUUAGCAACAUCAACAACGCUGACGGUCGUUAUAAUAGUCAGGAUCAUCCAAAAUUGUUUGCUGCAGCUCAGCAGCAGCAACAGCAAGAAUCCGCAUCACCAAGAUGCUCGACCGUAGUGUGCUGCUAUAGCAACAGUUUCGGAUCGGGCAGCAAGAAGCAGAACAACGGUGAACAACGGUUGCAAGAAAAGCAACACCAGCAGCAUCCAGAAAAGCGCGAACAUUCAGAAUCUUCUGGCUCGAGUGUAGGUUACCAGAACGCAAGAAGCUACCGUCAGCAGCAACGGAAUGAACGAUCGAUUGGAUAUUCCUCCAACGCGCUAGAUCGCCAUGAUGGAGCAGAAUAUCUGGCCACCAAUGGACCGGACAGUACCGCCAGUGGAACGUCUGUAAGAAACGAGUUCGAUGAUGCAAAUGAUACCGAUGUUGAUGAUGAUCUUUCGGCACUGGUUAUUGUUGGUGCGAAUGGUGAACUCUUCUCCACUGCCGACGGUGGUGGCAGUGUAAUAUCAAGUGGCGGUGACUAUCGGAAUGGGGGUGAUGAUUUAAAUUUAAAUUCGAAAAACGCACUACGACAGCAGCAGCAUCUUGGGCCGCAGCAGCAAAGUUGGCCGGUGCAGGGACAAGGCGGAAGAAAAGAUGUGAACAUAAAUAAUUUCGAGAAAAAGAAAAUAUCAUCUGAACUGCACGGUGCUGGUGGACUGAACCUCACCAGAUCGAUUAGUGCACGGUCCGGUGAUGGUGUUGGUGGUGGUAGAAAUAAUAUUAGGAAAAAACAUUCCUCCUCUGCUGGUGGAGGUACCGAUCUUUGCACUGACGAGCUAUCCUCUACGUCUUCGCUAUCUCCACGGCCUGUAUCACCUUCUGCGCAACAACCGGCAUAUGGUUGUAUCCUGACGCAUCCUGCAUCAGAAGAUCCAGUUGCAGGAUCUCCACAUCCUCUGCAAGCUCAUCCACCUCCGAUUGCCACCCCUUUUGCCCAGCGGCGUCGAAUAUUGCAACCUCCCUCAUCAUUACCGGUGGUGAAAUCUUACAGCUUCCAUCGUGUUCCAUCCGAUGCUAUUGGGUACUGUUCACCGACGCUCUCCUCCAGAUCGCCCGUCGGUGUCGGUAUCGGUGACUCUAAUCAGCUGUUCGAUGGUCCCUUACUAAACAGUCCCGGUAGGAAUCGAUCGUUUCGCAGCGCUAAUCAUGCAAGACGAUUACACUAUGGACAGUUGGAUGAUUCAUUUCGUGCAGAGAAACAAAACGGUUUUGUUCGGGAUGAAAUAGGCGGCGAGGCACUCUACUUUCGUCCGAACGUAACGCGCAAAUCAUCUCUGCCAGUGUUGAGUAGCAAUAGCGGCAACUACACCACCACAACAGCUGGCAACAUCCGCAAUCAUAAGUGCAGCGAUGCGCUCAACGAAAUACGGCUGCAAUCGCUGAACAAGUACUGCAACAAGCUGCUGGGCGGGACAGCGCAUACGGCUACCGCACCAUACCGUGUCAGUGGUGUACCGGGUGGACCGUUGACAGGCAUCGACGCCAACCUGCCGACGACGGUCAUUGGCGGCACCCACGGUCGUACGCAACAGCGUCCGAUCGAUGAACUGGAGGAUCUUAGUUUCAUUGACUCGUCCGAUCUGUCAUCGGCCGGGGACGACAUCAACCCUGCGCUCGUUUGCACCGAGCAGGACGAUUGCGGUCAAUACGGGCGCGAGUGUAGCAGGACGCAACGCAAACCGUAUCCGUCGAUCAUCACCGGUGCGGCAGUACGCCACCCGAUCACGCCAGCUGUUGAGGGUGCCGAGGGUGCUGCUGGCACACUGCCAGCUGUGGACAGUGGUAAAACAUUAGCAUCAACCACGGCCGUACCGUGUACCGUAAGUGGUGGCGCAUUUGUCACCGCUAGUGCCGCGAAUCGAAACAAUUACAUCGACUCGUCCUCGGACGAACUGUACGGUGUGUGUAGUGGUGUCGGCCACCUAACGCUAACCUGCGACGGUACCGAACCGUACCGACGCAAUAGUGAUGAACAGUGGCCAUCGCAGCGGCCGUCCGUAGUCAAGUGCCGUACGCAGUGCAACCGUACCGACAGUAACGCCAACGACGACUAUCAAGCGGCACGGUACGGUGCCGAGUUGCGCUUUGACGGUGGUUUACAGUCAGCAUCCGCCAUCAGCACGCUCAUUACUUCGCUAGCUAACGGGGGUGUAACGUGUGCGGGUAGCAGUGACAUUGGACACGGUGAUAGUAACGUUACAUCGCAAGAUCGAUCAGGCGGUAGACGCAGUGAUACCAAUAACAAUUACCACCGGAAUAGUAGUAACGGUGAUAGUGAACAGCAACAACAACAACUGCAACAACAACAGCAUCAACAGCAGCAGCAGAAAUAUACUACUGUGUCGUCUAAUAAUAGCGCUGAGAAAAGUGUCAGUGUCGGUGGUGUUGGUGGCGAACCCGGACGGCCAGGUGGUAUCGGUGAGCAGACACCGUUGGGUCGCGCGGCAACGGAUGAUAGCUACCCGCCAUCGUCGCUUUAUGCUACGAUCAAAACGCAGGGUUACGGUCCUGCUUGCUCAUCGCCGGACCAUCACGGUGGGUUAAACUGCUUCGGAAGGAGUAACGCUCAAUUCCAUGCUGCGUGUAGCGGUACCAACGACAGAUCGAUAAUGGAAAAACGUAACAAUACAUUAGAUCGUUUGCAAAGAUUAGUGAAAAAGACUACAUCUAGUUCGUCCGAGAAGCAAGCCAAUAGUGGUACAGCAACGCCUGCCAAUGCAGGACCAGGCGCAACCAAAACGGAACGUUUGCGUGAGCUCACGGAACUGUUGAAGGGAAACAGAGCUCCUCCAGUGCCUCCACCACGACGAUCUAAACAUGCCCACAGUGUGGAGCGUACGCUCGAUCGACGGAAUACUGCCCUGUCAACGUCUAGUCUUAUCGAUACCAGCUUCCUUCAUGGUGCGGAAUCGAACUUACCCGAGUCACAGUUGCUGAAGGCGAAAGAAUCGCGCUCGGUGGACAUACCUUACCGGUUUGGGGAGAGUAGUGGACAGCGAAUGUCUACGCCAAGCUCACCACUUGUCGAACACAGACAGGUCAAUUUGAGAGCGAAUGUAAGCACCUCAAAUUUGGAAGCCUUACACGAGCUUCCACACGCCAGUUCUGGUGCAGCGGAUGAAUGCAAAUCGGAAGUUGGCCCCUUGAAAGAUGAUGAUGAACUAUUUGCUAAACUAUCGCGACCAGAAUCCCGCACAAUAGUGGGUUCAUACACGCAGAAAACGAUCCCCUUUCGAAGUGCUUCCUUUUCGCAGGUAGACUAUUCGUCGGGCAAGUACAUCCGAUCGGCGCUGGGAGCUUUAAAGAAUAGUAUCUUGAAAAAUAAGGAUCAACAACAAUCGAGCGUUGAUAGCAAUACGAUACCCCGGCAGUACUGUAAGAUCGUGGAAUCUGCUCGAAGUUGCAGUCCGACUGAGCUUUGUGGAAGUCAGUCGGUUCAGGAGUCACAGGGAGCACAGCCCGAUGAUACGGAUGUGGCAAAGCUGACGAUCAAGAAAACGGAGUUAAACAUCAAUUUAGCACCGCUGGAUGAUUAUGGCCGGUAUCAUGAGGUGGACGGUAAGGAUCUUGCCUCGAACCGAAACUCGGACAUUGAAACGAUCGUAGAAGAUCCGGUAGCGGAGCACAAUGAGAAUGUGGAAAAUGAAGGUUGUGUAGCGCAACAGGCAAACAUCAGUGUGAUGCAGGCAUCGGAGAUGGUGCUGGAGUCACUGGUGGAGGAAGGCAUACCCAUAACACCGACAUCCCUUUCCAAGGAUGACGAAUGUUUGCAGCAGGCUACGACCUGUCUGAUUCCCGUCCCCGUGUAUGAUUGUGUUGUGAGUGAAUGGAGCACGGCCCGACCUUCGGAGCAGUGGAUAGACGCUUCGACGACGGAGUAUGGGAAGUUUUCCGAUUGUUUGGGAAGCAUAAAGGAGGUGAAUGAGAACGCUAUCAAUGAUGCCCUCGGACCGGGGGCUGAUCUAUUUUCUACCGAACUAUCGGAGGAAAAUUAUCAUCCGGAAAAGAUCGUCGUUGAAAACCCGCCACAAAUAAUUGAACCGCAGGAAAGCGUUGAACUGUCGGAGGAUGGUUGUGGGUCGGAUGGUGCCGCUGAUACAAACGAAGGUAGCAAUGGGUCGGUGGAGGGUAUGAUGAUCUGUACACCACCCGUUUCGAUCAUAUGCACUGAGCCGGAGAGUAAUGAGUAUACGACGAUCGUGGACGGAAGUGCUGGAACGCACAAGGUGUCCGUAGUGAUGGGUGAUGGUAACGAGGUGGAAGUAGUGGAGGUACGAAAACGUCACAGCAAUAAUGAGGAUAUGGGUGAUACGCCGAAUUGUCGGUUGUCGAACGAUGUGGACGAAAAACGUCGUCUGGAAUCGCGGAAAUCGCGUCGGAAAGGUAUCUACAUACAGUGGCCUGCAAUCGACGGAAACAAUGAGUUGGAGUCGGAUCACAACGAUAAUGGUGUAACGACCGGUGAGGAAGGUAAUGUUAGCUGGAACCCGCAACAGUUGGGACAGGUGAACGAGAAAGAUUCAAGUUUGGAUCUUAGCGGAGAUAGUUUUACCGAUCUCAGCGGAAAGGAUACGAUCGAGUAUGGGAAGGAGCGUGAGAACGCGGUACACUCGCCCGAGCGUUAUCUGCUUGAUCCGACCACUCCGGAUUCGGAUCCGGGCAAACCGAUCUGGCCAAAGAGUAACCGUCGGCAGAGUCUCACGUAUCAGAGCUCGGACGAGAAGGAUGAUACAUUGCCGGCUCCGGCAUUGCCAGUGAGGACGCUGAAAACUCUUCUGCUCCGAUCGGAUUCCGUUUCCGAUAACGAGAGUGAUCGAGCUUCGUCACGUGAUCGUACGAGUGCUUCGCCCGCACCUGGUGGAGGUGAUUCGGAUCUGAGAAGAUACUCGAAACGACCCCUACGAGGACCGUAUGGACAAAUGUUGGAAGCAGAGAUGAAGAAACCAACGAGUAAAGUGCAGUACAGUGAAAUCUUGGAGGAACUAACACGGAACGAAGGCCACAACACCAAUGCAAACGCACCGAGAAGUCGUGGUACAGGAAGUCAGUCAAUGGACGAAACGAACGAUCGUCAUGCAGCGAAGGCGGGAUCGAAACCACGAAAAACCAGCGCUAACUUGCCGGUGCCGACACAUGUGCGGACUGCUUCCAGCCCUUCGAAACUGUCCGAUUCAUCCAGUUCACAUUCCGCCAGUCCAUCGAAGCGCUAUCUGUGCAACAUUGAACAGCGCAGUACGGAUUCGGAUAAGUCGGAAAAAUCGAUGGUCAGCGGUGGUAAGCUGGAGAGCAAAAAGUUUUCUCUCGAUAGCCAUCUGGCGGAUAAGUCAUUGAGGCGCGGUGGCUCGGAUGUUCACGAGAAGCCGAACAAGCAGCGUAGCGGAUCGAGUGCCAGUGAUAAGCAGCAGAAGCGCAGUUUGGAUGAGAUACGAUUGUCACAGAACAGCCGUACACCGUCUGAGCGUAGUUUCACUCUGUUGAGUACGCCUGAAACACCGAAGGGUUUGGCCGCUUCUCCCGAGCUGUUAGCCGAGUUGCUGAAAGGAUCGAGCGAAAAGCUAGUCACGGAACAGUUGACCGGUAGCGGUGGUAAUAUUGGAGGGAAUGGUAGCAAUGCUUUACCAUCGGCUGUGCUUAAUUGUUUGGAUACGCGAACUCACGUGGUGGUGGAGCUUUUCAACACGGAAAAGUCGUACGUGGAAUCACUGCAAACGAUAGUGCUGAAAUAUUUAAACCAACUAAAGUCACCAGAAAAUUCGGGCCUGGUCGAUGCACAAACGGUGGAUGAAAUAUUUUUCAUGGUUCCAGCCAUACUGAACAUUCACGAGCGCUUUCUUGAGGAGCUGCGGCGGCGAUUGGAUUCCUGGGACAAGAUGCAAAUGAUUGGCGAUGCGUUUGUGGACGUUUUUUCCCGCCCGGUCAUACUCGACACGUACACGGCAUUCGUGAACAACUGGAACAGGGCGAAGGACGCUAUCCGGAGUGCGAGACAGAAAUGUCCCGCUUUUGCAAGGUUUCUCGAAGCCAUGGCCCGGGAACACAAGGGUAAAUUAUCGCUGGACAACCUGCUGAUCAAACCCGUACAAAAGUUUCCAAACUACGAACUUAUAUUCACAAGACUGAUAAAGCACACGGAUGUGACACACCCGGACCAGAAACCGUUACAGGAAGCGUUAAAGUUAGUGCACGAUAUACUGAUAUUUCUGAACUGCAAGGAAAAGGAAGCGCUGGAAAAUGGGCAGCGCGAGACGGCACUGCGCGAGCUGGAGGGUGUGAUCGAGGGCAUGAACGAUCUGGUAACACCGGAACGUGCCUUCCUGCUGUUCGAUCUGGUGUCGAUGCCAUCGGGACAGGUAACGCGCAAGGAGCGUGGCUUUUUCCUCUUCAACGAUCUUCUAGUGAUAACGAGCAUUAAGCGAAGAAGCGGAACGAUUCGAAAAACCAACAUGACCUGCCCGGGAAGUGUUGCGUCAACGCUGGAUACGAACAAGUACAAGUAUCUCACGAAGAUAUCGCUGGACGAUUUGGAAAUAGUCAAAUCUAAAGACGAAAAUGUUAGACGAAUCAUGAAAGAAAUUGAACAUCUUUCGGAAGAUAGCAGCAAGCUGAUAGAGAUAUCCGAUAAAGCCGCCAGCUUACGAUGUCCUCACGGAGCCUUGGAGGAAGCAAUUCGUGAAUUACAGCGCGAAGUUCAGCGACAACUUGCGGAACGGCAAACCAACGAUGCGCAGCUAAAUGUACUGGAGUUAACGUGGAACACCUCUAACGGUAUUCAAAAUAUGACUGUGGUGUUUUCGAAGCCGGAAAAGCGUACCCAGUGGGAGGAAAUAUUUGCGGAAGCUAAGCAGAAGUUAGCCAACAGCUUGGAACGAUGCCAAAUACCGGACUUCUUCGUAUCCGUACCGAUACGGAAGACACGGGCCGGUCUACAAUUCACCUGUGCCUCACCAACGCUCGGUGUGCAGAAGGACGUAUGGGUGUGCAACAGUGACGGAUACGUGGGUCAGGUUUGUGUGCUCAGCCUUGUGCCGGAACCAUCCGUGACGAGUUGCAACGGGGUGUGUAAUGCGCGGAUACUGUGCGUUUCCUCGGUACCGGCAAAUGAAGAACGGGCUUCAAAUUCAUCACUGAUGAAUGUGAAUAUAUCAAUCGUGGAUGCGACUGUGAACAGUGCACCGUGCAGACAGAACAAUUCCGUCGCCAACUCGCCCUCCAAAUCGGCCGAACGUAAGGGAUCGUUCAAAUCAACCGAUGGCAGUACGCGUCGUACGGUGACAAACAACGAAUCCAACAUUCAGCUAGAUUCGGGCAGCUCUAGUGAAGAUUCCGAUGCUGAAAGUCAACCGGAACGGGUUGUUGGUUCUGGUCAAACGUGUGCCACCUCGCUGACGCCUAACCAUCGGCAGCAGGAUUCAACGGCCAGUACGAACGUGGUGGAUGAGUCGGAAAAUCAGCAGUCGACGAUGUGGCUCGGAACGGAGGAUGGCUGCAUACACGUGUACAACUGUACGGAUAACAUUAGGAUCAAGAAGAACAAGAUUAAGAUACCGCACGUGAGUGCGGUAUACUCCAUACUGUACUUAGAUAAUCGUGUGUUUGUAUCCCUGGCGAAUGGUGAUAUUUGUGUGUACUCCAGGGAUCGCAAUGGAUGGAACGUAGCCUCUCCGCUAACAGUGACCGUUGGCACAGUUACCAAUCCCGUAGUGAAGUUACUUAACGUACACGGGAAACUGUGGUGCGCAAUACAGGGAACUAUAAAAGUAUUAAACACGAAAACUUUGCAAAUCGACAGCCAGAUUCAAAUUUCGAACGACUCAAAACCAAUCACUAAUAUGACAGUAUUAAACGAUUACGUGUGGAUUUCGGUGCAGAACUCUGCGCACAUCAAAUGUUGCCAUCAUGAAAGCUUUGAGAUUAUAUUUGAGGUAAAUUUAGCACCAUCCGUAAAUAAGAUGCUCUCGAACUGUGAUGAUAUCAUCCGACAGCACAAAGCGGCCUGCCUGCGUGUCACAUCCUUGCUCGCCUGCAAGGAUCUGAUCUGGGUAGGUACUAGUGCCGGUGUAUUGCUAACCAUAGCAGCUCACAAUGUUGCCAAAGGAUCAUCGUUACCGGCAGUGACGGGUCUUCCUCACGGUCAUACCGGGCAUGUGCGGUUUUUAACAUUCGUUGAAUCACCGGACAGCGACGCGGAUCUAGUGCAGGAAGGAAGCGUAUCGUCGGCCGGUGCCCAAAACUCCGCCGGAUCGGGAAAAGCGGGCAAAGCAUCCCUGCAAGACUUGCUCGUAAUUUCCGGUGGUGAUGGUUACGAAGAUUUCCGAAGUGCGGGCAAUAACACCAUGAGUGAGGUGGCUGGUCGUGAGGACAGUACCAACCAUCUGCUACUGUGGAAGGUGUGAAACGCUGUCGGCCAUUGAUUGGUCCCGAAGGAGUACCGUUUGUUACGCACACUAUUUGUUUUGUUACAUUUGUUUUGGAAAACAGAAUUAACCCGAAUUCGCUCAAAGCAUCUCGGGUGGCAUCAAUGGAGGAUGCGGUAUAGGUGCAAGCUGGUCUUGCAAAUUUUUGGAAGAAAGAUAUAUUUUUUCUUCUCUGUUUUUUUACCCGUUCCGUAUACAUUCGAAUAUGGUUUCGAAAGUUUUGUUUGAUUGCGUACAUUAAGCGUGCGCACAGUGAGCCGUUAACACGGAUAAGACAAUAAGCGUUUGCGAAAACCUUUAUGCAAGUUUGUAAUAUCUGCUCGCUUUUACCGGCUCACUAGCAACAAGUUGGGUUUGGUGGAAGGAGUGGAUUUAGUUUCUGUUUGUUUGUUUGUUUGUUUGGUUAGCCAGCCAUCUUUGGCCACUAUUCCAAAGUACUUACGAGUACUGUAUGUACGAGCGUUACGUUGCAAACUAUAAUAGACAUCGUAAAGAGAGAGAGAGAAAAAAAACACACAAUCUCUAUCAAAAUUACACAUGAUAGUAAGUUACCGGCAGCAAAUGUUGACUGUCACGCAGAUUCCGCUUUAGCAAUGUUGGGCUUUCCUUAUCGUUUUUUUUUGUGUAUCGAAUUUACUGAUUAAUGAUUACGGAUACUAAACAACCGCAGUGUGUAAGACUAUCAAAACUACUAGCCUAACCCUAACUUGACUGUUUCUAGUUGUUAAAGUGAAGCACCGAUAAAGUGCAGUUGCAGUGCGUGUGCUAUCAAGUGAUGAAGAUGAAGCAUAAACUUACCAAAAUGUUGUUGCUCGCGCCAAACAACAACCAACCGCCAAUCCGUGAAAUCCAAUUGAAUCAGUUAACAAAAUCGAAGUGUUUGUGCGCGCCACAUAUAUUUCCGGCCUUCCAGCACAUUAAGAUACGCUACAGCCAAGCGUAAAUGUAAAUAUGCAUGCUAGUCGAAAAACUCAAAAAAAAAAAAGUAUAAUACUACAACAACACUGAGCCUGUUGGGGACGGGUGAGUUUACUAUACAUUCGCAAACCGAAGUAAAAGGUAAAUAUAGGUAGAACAUUCGUACUUACGUUUUGAAACUGUUUUUUUUUUUUGAAGCCAUGCACAAAACCAGACGCAUCGGGGCCAAGCAGCAUGGCUGCGUUUGUCACGAAUAUCUUGCAAGAAAAAACAAAAACGGAAAAAAGAAAGAUAAAAAACCAAGUAUUCCAGAAUGAUUCAUUUUGUAAGCCAUACCCAUCACCAUUUUGUGCAAAUAACCGAACCGAUGCAAAAGAGGCCAUGAAUGCAACAUGGCCGAGCAAGCAUAUAGGGCGCGCGUAUAUGUUACAAGAUGCGUUCUGUAAACAUAUAUUUAUAUAGGCAUAUUAUAUUAAAAAAUUGCGUCAGAAACGUUAGAAUGAUUGGAUUUGUGUGAGUACAGACGAACGAUUUCGGUGCCUGAUCGGGGAAUGACGAUCUUGCACGAAUCGAAAAAAUAAGUUUAAUCCAUUUGCUUUUGGGUAAAUUUUCAAAUUGUUUUAUUUAUCGCCAAAAAACCCCCUACGGCAAUGUAUAUGUUUCCAAGAUAAAAUAAAAAAAAAACACUCACACUCAUACAGAAGCGACGUUACCGAGUAAUUAGCCAACUUACUUACUAAACCUUUACGUUUACUGUAUCGAUACAUAGUUUUUUUUUCUUCUUUAUGUUAGGGUUUUCCACACGCUCUAAGAUUAGGCAAUAGGUACGUGGAAAACCUACUAUAAACCGUGAAAUAUGCAGCACCAUAGUACGAUUUACGAAUAAUACUUUGUAAACUAUUCCGGAAUAGUUGAGCGGAAGAAAAAGCAAGAGGAAAAUGGACGGCGAAAUACAAUUUGUUUUUGUCGAAAUCGA
This is a messenger RNA of Anopheles funestus (African malaria mosquito), 12093 nucleotides long. RefSeq lists its product as uncharacterized. Bases 1089 to 10178 code for a protein of 3029 amino acids. Gene Ontology annotation, molecular function: guanyl-nucleotide exchange factor activity. The transcript is spliced from 19 exons. Gene Ontology annotation, biological process: actin cytoskeleton organization. Lineage: Eukaryota; Metazoa; Arthropoda; Insecta; Diptera; Culicidae. The record is from RefSeq and is a predicted model, not a curated record.